Messenger RNA from Racocetra persica, 592 nucleotides. The record is from the annotation of a GenBank genome assembly. NCBI's taxonomy places the organism in Eukaryota, Fungi, Glomeromycota, Glomeromycetes, Diversisporales, Gigasporaceae.
AUGGUCUACUGGCUUUGGCCUAAAAAUAGUUCCAAAAAUACUGAACAACCAGUAAAUAACCCUUCUCCCAAUCCCAACAACAUCCAAUAUCUCCCUUCUGAAACUGAAGCCCAAACUAAAAUUAACCAAAUAAAAUCCUCUAAAAACUUAGAUGACCAACAAGCCACUAUUGAAUUCUUAACUUCCUAUAUAAAAUUAGUAAAUAGUAAAACAGGCUUUCCUCCUUUUCCAAAAGUUCCCUCGGUCGAUGAGUUUAAUCAAAGAGCAGAUCAAGUUUUUGGUUUAGAUUUUAAUAAUUAUGUCCUUACUGUUUUAAAACCUUUAAUGGAUCAAGUUAAAUUCAAGCCUGCUUUUGCUACCCAAACUAAUUAUCAAGAAUUAGCCCGUCGACUACAAGAAGAAAUAAAUCCGCUAUUAUCUUCUUUAACUACUCAAUUUUCUUCUCUGAAUUCGGUUGGUGAACUUAAUAAUUUAACCGAAACUCUACUCAGCAAAUAUUUUCAGGGCUAUAUUUAUGCCGAAGCCAUUCAUGAUGAAUUAGGCCAACAAUUAGGAAUCACUAAUCAUCAGAAAUUUGAGGGACAAAAGACCG